This is a messenger RNA of Insectozyma verbasci, 1330 nucleotides long. Lineage: Eukaryota; Fungi; Ascomycota; Pichiomycetes; Serinales; Debaryomycetaceae. The record is from the annotation of a GenBank genome assembly.
AUGCCGGGGUAUGUAACUUAAUGAAGUUUGAACCAUUCAUAUACUAACAUCAGAUAGUGAAACUAUUACAUUACAAGUUGGUCAAUGUGGGAAUCAAGUUGGUCUACAGUAUUGGCAACAAUUGGCUUCAGAACAUGGUAUAAAUAAUGAUGGUUCAUGUAAACCAUGGCCGCAAAUUGAAGAUGAAUUACAAUUUCAAUAUAAUAACCAACGCACAUAUCAACAUUCAAAAACUUAUCGAGAAGAUCAUCCAGAAUUAUUUUUCACAUUAUCUGAAUCAUCAAAUAAAUAUACUCCUAGAUCAAUACUAAUAGAUUUAGAACCAAGUGUUGUUAAUAAAUGUUUAAAUAACUUAUCGAUGAUUAAUCCAAGAAAUGUACAUUUAAGUGAACAAGGUAAUGGUGCUGCUAAUAAUUGGUUAAAUGGUUAUCAAUAUGGUAAUGAAAAUUCUGAAAAUUUGUUAAAUUUAAUUGACAGAGAAUUGGAUAAAUGUGAUAAUUUAUCAAAUUUUCAACUACUACAUAGUGUUGCUGGUGGUACUGGAUCAGGUGUUGGAUCAAGAGUAUUAGAACUAUUGGAUGAUAGGUUUAGUAAGAAGUUGGUUAAUUCAUUUUCAAUUUUUCCAGCAACUGAACCAAGUGACGUUGUUGUUCAACCAUAUAAUAGUGUGCUAACAUUGAAAAAGUUAAUAGAUUUUACCGAUGCCGUUUUCAUGUUUCAAAAUGAUGAGUUGAAUCGAAUAGAGAACAACGAUCAUUUUCAAAAUUCAAAUAAAAUCAUUUCAAAUAUUGCAUCAACAAUGUCUAAUACAUUAAGGUUUCCAAGCUACAACUAUUCAUCAAUUGAAGAGAUAUUUUCAAGUGUUAUACCGACUGCAGAUUUGAAAUUUUUAGCACCUUCAUUUGCUCCAGAAACUUCUUUAUUUAAUAUUAAUCAGGAAAUAUCAUAUAUUAGUAUGAUGAAUUUUAUAGUAGGUAGAGAUAUCAAAGUCAAAGAAGUGAAAAAUCAAAUUUUAAAAAUAGCAAAUAAAGUUAAAUUUGUACCUUGGACCACCAAAUCCAUUGGUAUUGCCUAUGGACGUCAAUCACCAUAUAUAUCGAAAAGUCAAGAUGUUCUACAAGUUAGUAAUAAUUCAUCGACUAUAAAAGUAUUGAAUAAAAUUUUACAUCAAUAUAGAUCAUUAAUAACGAGAAAAGCAUAUUUGACAAGUUAUUAUAAUAGUAUAGGAGAGCAAACUGAAUUAUUUGAUAUGUUUAAAGAAUGUGAAGAAGCAGUGAUAAAAGUCGUUGAAGAAUAUAAACUAGCUCAAGGUUCUGAUUAUUUAGAUUAA